CAUCUUCCUCACAAACAGACAAUUCUAGAAAUCGGAAUGGCAGAAGAACCAUCACUCAUCGGGACCGACUUUGACGACGAAAUCCACGGCCCUCGCCCUACGGUCGAUGAGGUUCUAGCUUGUCAGUUGUCGUCUUGGUAUCCCACUUUUUCAAAUAUUCUUCCCCUGAAUGCAUCGGAUAGAGAAAAUCAUCAAUGCGAUUCCACUCAACAACAACGCCAAAAUAAGCUUCGAAAAAAUGUGACCAUCCCAUCAGUUAUCAUAAAUGACCUGCCAAUGCCGGAGUUCAAGAAUUUUCUGUUGACGGAUGGGGUGAAACUGCCCAGGGGUGCUACCAAACUCUCUUCCUGUGCAGGGGUUUCCAGCAAAAGCGACGACUACGAAAACGGCGACAACGAGGACGACGAGAAUGAUGUCGAGUUUCAUUUCCCGGAUCUGAAUGACCGAAUCAUUGAAACAGUCAGGGAACGAUUUUCAUCGGCUGGAGCAGUCAUGCCAAAACUCAACUGGUCGGCACCGCGGGAUGCAACUUGGAUCAACGAGGGGACGAUGAAAUGCAAGACACCGGGAGAUGUAUACUUAUUACUAAAGAGCAGCGAUUUCUGUACCCACGAUGUUCUCUAUCAAUCGCUGCAAGAUUGCCAAGACUACAGAACCAAGGUUGAAGACUACGAUGGCGACUCAUUAUCACCGGUACACCCACCCCUGCAGUUGAUUUUGCGGAAAUGGUGCAAUCUAAAUCCGAGCAUGGAAUUCCGCUGCUUUGUGCGGCGCCACGAGCUGCUCGGAAUUUCACAGCGCCAACACUCCGUUCAUUUUCCACAUCUCAAGCAAGACAAGGACCAGAUAUACGAUCUGAUCUACGACUUUUUUGAGGAUUAUGUCAAGCAUCGGUUUGCAGAUGGAAAAAUUGGCAACUAUGUGUUAGAUGUGUUUCUCGACAAGAAAGACCGGAUUUGGGUCAUCGACUUCAAUCCGUGGGCACGCACAACGGAUUCUUUGCUCUAUGAAUGGUCGGAGCUGAUGUCCAUGGACGAUGAACCAGAAGACAACGACGACGAGGGAAUCCGGAUUGCUGCAUCCGAAGGAGAGGUUCGCCACGAUCCACUAUCCUCCUAUCGGGCACCGAUCGAUACCGUCGAUUUGGCUUCCAUGACGCAUGGAGAUGCGAAACAAUUCGAAGAAUUCAUGAAACUGUGCCAGCGGCCGACGUAUUGGGAAGAAAAUAGCGACGAAGACGAGGAGGAUUGAUGGUAACAAUGGUUGAAGCAAUUAUAAUCAACACGUCAAGUUUCC
Molecule: messenger RNA, 1296 nt
Organism: Pseudo-nitzschia multistriata
Lineage: Eukaryota; Bacillariophyta; Bacillariophyceae; Bacillariales; Bacillariaceae
Source: the annotation of a GenBank genome assembly